UGCAACAUGUAUUUGUGUCCUAUCGAUUGAAAGUCAUGGCAGGUCCUGAUCUGAUAAACACUCUCCUGUAUACCGUCAAUAAUCUGCUGCAGCAGGACAAAUAUAAAGCGGCAUUGGCCGUUUUGAAAGGAUUCAGAAACGGCGCCGUAUAUGGGGCCAAAAUCAGAGCACCACAUGCCCUGGUAAUGACAUUUCUAUUCAGAAAUGGCAGUUUGAAGGACAAGCUCAGAGCCAUUUUGAAGGCCACUUACACCCAUUCCCGCAAUCUGGCAUGCUUUGUAUUUACUUACAAAGGACUGCAAGCCGUGCAGGAGAGGAUCCAGGGAAAGACUUUGCAGUCUCACUCCUUUCUUGCUGCCUGUGUUGGAGGAUGGUUAGUGUUUGGAGAUAACAACAACAUCAAUAGUCAGAUCAACAUGUAUUUGCUGUCCAGGAUCCUGUUCGCUUUGUCUCGGCUGGCUGUAGAGAAAGGAAUCAUACCCCAGCCGAAACACGACCCUUUUCCACUGUUCGCUACGCUGGUGUGGGGCAUUGUCUUGUGGCUGUUUGAAUAUUACCCACACACCCUCCAGCCCUCACUGCAGUCUUCAAUGAACUACCUCUACCAUGAUAGCAAUGUGUGGCAUGACAUCUCAGACUUCCUUGUUUAUAAUAAGCCAAGGACUGCUGCUCAGAAAUGAAGCUUUAGUUUUUGUCAGUAUGGACCAGCUACAAUGCAAUAAUUGCAUUAUUUAAAUAAUUAUUAUUAAUUCAAAUGGUAUUGACUGUUGCCUUUUUUAAAUUAAUGUUAUAAUUUGUGCUGUACUGUGUUUGAUUCCUUUACAUAUGUAUUUUCUUGUGUGUCUUGCACACUUACGCAGCUGUCAAAGCCAACCACUGUUUGUUUGACACAAUUUUCCAGGUAAAGAGAAUCCCCAGCAUAUUUGCAUACCAUUUUCAGUACGAUAUUUCCUGCUGAUAUUUGGGUGAUUGUCUUAUUUUCAUUUCCAGAGUAUGUCACUAAAUACAACUGCCACAGAAUAAACAACAAAAAGACAUUUAAUGCAAAA
Micropterus dolomieu (smallmouth bass) is the source of this 1049-nucleotide messenger RNA. It is a transcript of the gene pxmp4, whose product is annotated as peroxisomal membrane protein 4. Bases 36 to 680 code for a protein of 214 amino acids. The record is from RefSeq and is a predicted model, not a curated record. NCBI's taxonomy places the organism in Eukaryota, Metazoa, Chordata, Actinopteri, Centrarchiformes, Centrarchidae. Gene Ontology annotation, cellular component: peroxisomal membrane. The transcript is spliced from 4 exons.